This is a messenger RNA of Armigeres subalbatus, 6201 nucleotides long. RefSeq names its product transcriptional activator cubitus interruptus (gene ci). The coding region runs from base 895 to 5691 and encodes 1598 amino acids. Gene Ontology annotation, molecular function: RNA polymerase II cis-regulatory region sequence-specific DNA binding; DNA-binding transcription factor activity, RNA polymerase II-specific. The record is from RefSeq and is a predicted model, not a curated record. Gene Ontology annotation, biological process: regulation of transcription by RNA polymerase II. NCBI's taxonomy places the organism in Eukaryota, Metazoa, Arthropoda, Insecta, Diptera, Culicidae. The transcript is spliced from 6 exons. Gene Ontology annotation, cellular component: nucleus.
CACACGCUUUGCGGUAGUACAAGUUCGGUUCUCGUCCGUCCGUGUGUAUUGUGGCUCAGUAGGCGGUGAUCGUGAGGAAGAUCGUUUGGAUCGCCGCGGCGGCGCUUGUUGAUUUUGAAUGGUUGAUUUGCUUCCAGGGGUGAUUCAUGAGACAGUUUGAACUUUUAUUAAUUCGAAUACGAACCGAAAUAGUUCAAUUCAAACAAAUUAGAAAAAGUGGUAGCAAUGACUUGUUAGAUUGAUUUUUUCGAAUGACGUUCCGUCCAUAAUUGGCACUAAUUGGUUUGAUUGGUAAAGUUGCGCUAAACGACGGAGUCGAGUUCGUUCGCGCGUUACUGACGAAAACAUUUUUACCGACGGUAAAAUAAAACUAUUCCGACUCGAUGCGUGUCGCGCGUGUUCGGGUUCAAAAGUCAAAGUUCGACUGACGGCAUGCAAGGUUGUACCAGUUUUAGUGUGUGUGAUUUUGUUCUCAAAAUUGCAAGGUCGUAUUGCAUUUAACACUGUACAAAUUGUGUUCACGGCAAUGAGUGAGGGAAAGAUUCAAACAAAUACCUAAAUUGUGUGAAUUGGUAAUGAAUGUCUUUACGUGAGGAAUGAAAAAGGGCUUGUGACCUUAACGUAGGAAAGCAUUUAAAAAGCAAAUCGAAGGAAGCAGUAAGAAGAGGAUUUCUUUUCCUAGAAAUGAAUGGAUAUAUUACCUGACUGUACGGUCCGUACGGUUGUUGCCUUGAAAUAUUUACGACAGAGCUCCGUAGGAGCAUUGUAAGGACGAAGGAAAACCGAAGGAAAGUAAAAAAAAAAUAAUGGAGAUGAAUAAGUGAAAACACAUAACAAAGUUGUAGUGUCUUGAAUGUUUUGAAUUUUGAGUGUAAGGCGCAAAUCAAGUGUGCGAUGCCGGAGAAGGAAACAUUUCACGAGCACAUGCAGGUGCACCCGUUCCAUCAUCCGGGUCAUCCGUUGGCCGCGGCGGCUCAUCACCAUCCGGGGUUGGCCGCUGCGGCGGCUUCGCACGGCCUAGCAGCGGCUGCCGCUGCUGCAAAUGGGGCCAACGCCGGCGUGACCGGCGGCUACGGCCCGCUACAGAUCCCGUCGGCUUUUGUUGCAUUUCACUCGCAGCUUCCACCGAUGGAUCAGCGGGCCCACGAUGGGCGCUAUGGACUUUGGGAUCCCACUGGACCUCCUCCAUACCAUCAUGCGACGUCUCACGGACUGGCCAACAAUGCAAACUUUGCGGAGUUGCAAUUUCUGAGCGCCCGCCGAGCAGCCGUAGCCGCGGCAGUGGCCAACGCAGAAGCAGCCGCCGCCGCUGCCGCCGGCAGUACAGUAUUGCCAAUCGUUCCACCGCCCCCGCCGUCCCAUUCCUCGCUGUCGCCCCCGGCCACGUCCUCGGAACAGGAGCGAUCGAGCAGCAGCGGCGGAACCAUGACAACGGCGGCCGGUGCAGUUGGCGGGGGAGGAGCCAGCCCAGGGCUGCCCACCGCCAACGGAGGCGGCUGCAGCAGUCCACCGAGUGGCGUUCCGUCUGCUGGACAGACGACGCUGCCAUCGGUGCCGGUGCCUCAUCCGAGUGACUUCCACCCGGCCUACAGGAUACCCGGCUACAUGGAACAUCUCUACUCGCUGCAGCAUGCGUCCGCCUCACUGCAUGGUCUCGGUCUCACCUCCGAGUACAUCAACGCACGGAACGCCAUAGCCGAUCUGCACCCGGCCAAUUCCCUCGCCAGUGCUGAUUUCCACUUCAGCAUCGAUGCCGCGAGCAGGCUCAACUCACCGCGGCCCGGCAGCAUACGGGCCAGCGUCAGUCGGAAGCGGGCCCUCUCCACGUCGCCAUACUCGGAUUCGUUCGACAUCAGCUCGAUGAUCCGCUACUCACCGAACUCGUUGGCGUCGCUGGUGAAUGCCUCGCGCAGUAGCAGUGCCAGUGGCUCGUACGGUCACCUGUCGGCGAGUGCCCUCGCACCGGCACUCGGCGUCCACGGUGGAAUGCCUCCGCACCUGCAGCACCUGUUGCGAAGUAGUGGAUUCCUGCACUCCUUACCCACGCAUCAUCCCCCAACGGCAAGCAUGUUUUCGCUGCCUCCCCAUCACCCGCUGCACCCUGGGCACUCGUUAACGAAGCCACAGGUAAGACCUGGCCAUGAAUUAUUCUUUGGACGGGAACAGUUCCUAACUUCAACCGAACUUCAGCACAUCGCCGAUCUCUCGAGCAAGAAGCAGGAGCAGCCCAGUUCGACAAAUCAAGUGACACGCGUCGAGGCGGACAGUGCCAGCAAUGCCCAGCAGAAGAAGUCCCGCAUUAAGCGAGAACCCUCUUCCAGUAAUGUCCCCCUGCAUAAGGGAAGCCCUCCGCAUGGAUCACCCAUGAUUACCUCUAACCACCAACUGAGCCCUACGUCAACUCAGGGCAUGACAAACGGCGUAAACAGUGUUUCCGCGGGAGCAACCUCAACAACACACCACCAUCAUAACAAUCAUCACCACCACCACCACCACAUGAACGGCGCCGCGGGAGGUGGCCACUCUGGAUUGAACCUGAGCCCGAUGCACAACAUGAUGGACGGAGGCUGUGGACUCGGCGGAUCCAAGGUGGACUCGACGGAUCCCAAGGACGAGCCGGGAGAUUUCAUCGAAACCAACUGCCACUGGCGAGACUGUUCGUUAGAGUUCAACACCCAGGACGAACUGGUGAAGCACAUCAACAACGAUCAUAUCCACGCCAACAAAAAGUCGUUCGUUUGUCGGUGGGAGGAUUGCUCCCGAGACGAGAAACCGUUCAAAGCGCAGUACAUGCUGGUGGUUCACAUGAGAAGGCACACCGGGGAGAAGCCGCACAAGUGCACGUUCGAAGGAUGUUGUAAGGCCUACUCUCGUUUGGAGAAUCUCAAGACACAUCUGAGGUCCCACACUGGCGAGAAACCGUACACAUGUGAAUAUCCGGGCUGCAGCAAAGCGUUUAGCAAUGCUUCAGAUCGUGCCAAGCACCAGAAUCGUACGCACAGCAAUGAGAAACCUUACAUCUGUAAAGCUCCUGGUUGUACGAAGCGCUACACCGAUCCCAGCUCGCUCCGGAAACACGUCAAAACAGUGCACGGGGCGGAGUUCUACGCCAAUAAGAAGCACAAAGGAAACGGGCACCAUCACGGAAACGGUGGCAGUGGCCACGGCGGAGAUGGUGGCGACGAUGGUGAGGGAUCUAACCACAUGUUCGACGGAAGCCCACGAAGUGAGGAUAUGCAGAGCGGCAAGACGACCAGCAUGAGUAGUCCCAGCAUCAAGUCGGAAUCGGACGUUCACUCGCCGGGACAGCCGCCGAUUCACAGUCCGAUGUCCAUUUCGGCGCUGACGGCUGGGCUUGCCGACGACUACGAUGGCAGCAGUAUGCAGCUGGGUGGUCUCGCAACGAUCGACGAUCACGUUUGGCCAUACGUGGAUGAAGAUUUUGAGGUCGCUGAUUUGCCACACGUCCUUCGAGAAAUGGUGGAUAUGGGAGGACCGACAGCAGCAGCUGCUACGGCUGGAACCCGUAGUAGUCCGAGAAAUCGCUUCAAGAAUCGUAUCAACAACAAGGGAUCUCUAAUGAGCAACCCACUGUCGAACAUUCCAGAGAUGAACGCUCACAAUCGGCACUUUGGUCUGGGCGAGCUGAACCGCAGGAUCACCGAUCUCAAAAUGGAACCAGGAACGACUCCGCCACCGCAACCGUCGCCGAUUUCCAACAAACACUGCCUAACGGAUCUUGGAAACCUAAGACCACCAACCACGGGGCCAUCCUGUACCAACACGAUGAUGACGAAUGCAUACCUCAACCCGGGACAACUGCGAAGGGACAGCAACAACAGCACGACCAGCAGCUCAUAUUACAGUAUGCGGUCGGCGGACAUCAGCAGACGAAGCAGUCAGGCUUCGCAACAAAGUUCGAUCUCCACUAUGCGCCCCAGCAGUUACUACAAUUCGUCCUUCUACGAUCCGAUAUCACCAGGAAGCUCAAGAAGGUCCAGUUCCAUGUCUACAGCAACCACUGGUGGCCAAAGUUUACCUCCACCUCCGUCCUCGCAUUUGAUCUCAACACAUCUGCAGCGGUUCAAUACCCAAAGUUCCAUGAGUAACAGCCAUGGUCACUCGGCAGCAGGUAGCUCUCGGCAUUCGAUACCUAACAACAUGAGCGGAGGAAGCUAUUACCAUCAACAGCCGAUGCUGGGCCACAUGGAUCGACGAAUGUCCGAACCUGUCGCUGGCAACCCGCAAGGAGGCAACUACAGCUCCAGACCAGGAUUUGUUGGCCGACCGAACUCUACAGUACCUAAAAGCAGUACCGUCACCUCCGGAGCUGCCGCAGCAGCCAACACCUCUACAUCCAAGAUCUCUUUACCAACUGCCAACAAACUCCAUCCCAAUCAGGAAGUUGUUCUCGAUGAAGUUGAAGAAGAUGAAAUGGUUGAAAACAAGUUGGUUAUUCCGGACGAGAUGCUACAAUACUUGAACCAGGUCGCCGACCAAGAGAGUAAAGUCACCGUUCAACAAGGCAUGUCCACUCCUAAUUCCGCUAUCCCUCCAACCGAAGGUGCGUGGAAUGCGAAUGAAAACUCGCCUCCAGCUUACUCCGGAGGUGCAGGACCUCGUGCGCAACCUCCAGCAAGUUUCAAACAACCGCAGUCCAAUCUCAACAAGGUUCUGAUGAGUCCUCAGUCUCAGUAUAGCAACGACGAUUGCAGCAUGAUAAGCAACGUGAUGUCCCCACAGACUCCUCAACACCCGAUGAUGUCCCCGAUGAUGCCAUCCGAGAGUGCUGUAGGCCCUCUCACCCCAUCCAAUUAUGGACCACAACCGCAACCGAACCAACCUCAGCGACCGACUCCUCCAGUUCAGUGUCAGAUUCAGAACAUGAACGGAAACUUCAGCAACAACAACUUCCCGCAGAACCAACCUCCGCAACUCCGGCAAAUUGCCUGCUCAAACCUCAUCGGUUACUUCCACCGAACGGAUCAGAGUGCCCACCACUGCUGCUUGGCUAUGAUGAUGCAAGGCUCUCUUCACAUCAACCAUCCAUCCAGAUCCUCAGCCAACCCCACCCAGCAGCACAAAAAUCCUUUCAGCUUCAACUCUCCCAAUGCCUUCCCGCCCUGCCAACAAGCCCAACCCUCCUCGACUCAGCAACCCUCAAAUCCAGUGGACGUAGAGAUUCAAUGUGGCGACAUCAGCCAAUCCCAACUGUCACCCCCAGUCGUCCCCAAUCCACCAAAUGCUUCCCCAUCCACCCAUCGCCCUUCCCAGCAGCAACCCGCCCCCAAACCAAUGGAAAGCAGCCUCCAAACACCACCCCUCCCAUCCACCCCUACCGGUUUCGGCGAAAAUCCAGCCGCAGCAGCUUCCAGCGCCGCAGCACCCCCUCCACCAACAGCCGCCGGCACGCAGUCCACCAUGGGUUCGGAAACCUACCAGCGUACGCUGGAGUACGUCCAAAACUGCCAGAACUGGGUCGAGUCCGCUGCAGACAUGGUCAGCAGCAGUACCCAUCCCACUACUGGAGCGAAUGCAGCAGCAGGAGCCACAGCUGGAACCGCCUCAGCAGCAGCAGCAGUAGCACCACCACCGCCACCGGCGGCGGCCUCCAAUCUAGUGAUCAACGACAUGAGCACCUCACUCAGUUCAUACUUCGAGGAGGAUCGCUACCUGCAGAUGAUACAGUGAAUGCGGUUCGAAGUUUAUUCGUGUUAGGAAAAAUCUGUUUCGUGCUUCCACAGACUUUUAGUUGUCUGAGACAAACUAUUCUUGUUUUAUUGAAAUUGUGUUUUAGAUUUAAAAUUUUGAUUUUAUUUAGUUUUAAUGUUUAGAUUAGAAAAAAUAACAUUUUCUUCUCAGUGAUCCCAAUCCGUAGUGUAGGCAUUGAAGAGCGUGAAAGAAACAUGACGAUUUCAUCCAGUGUGCGAGUAUGUAGAUCAUUUUUACUCAUAUGUAUAACAAAUUUCGCAUUUCAUAGAUAUGUAAGAUUUUGAACUUUGAGUUUUACGACGGUGAGAACAAAGACGACAGAUUUCUUGUAGAUUGUGUUUAUACAUUUUUUGAUUGUUUAUUCGAGGAUUAAAAGUAGCAGACUUGUACCAGUAGGUAUGUCAUUUACUUAAAAGACGGUGAGUGACUGUAACUAUAUAUUUAAGUAGAUGAAAUGUAAUUGCAGACAGAUAUAAAUAAAUAAAUGGA